This is a messenger RNA of Drosophila hydei, 828 nucleotides long. Its product is annotated as hybrid signal transduction histidine kinase B. Lineage: Eukaryota; Metazoa; Arthropoda; Insecta; Diptera; Drosophilidae. The coding region runs from base 63 to 797 and encodes 244 amino acids. The transcript has a single exon. The record is from RefSeq and is a predicted model, not a curated record.
GGAAAUACGCACAUCUCUAGCUAACGCUGGGUCAAUUGAACAACAAAAAAUUCUUCGCUAAAAUGUCAUAUUUAUUAACGGAAAUCGCCCUGGAAAUGCUGGGCUACAAGUUUUACGACACGGAUGGGGUAUUUCAUUUGAUCAACUUUCAACAAUCCACAACAGCUGCUCAAUCCGAUGGGCAGACACAUCCAGAAGAGCCCUCGUUAAUGGAGUUUAUUGAUCAGCCAUCUGAUACGGAUUCCGAAAAAAAUAAUGGGCACGAGCAGGCACAAUCAUCAACGGUUCCCUCGACCAUUAAACUACGCGGCACACCCGUUCGGGCAUUAGCCAAAAUGAUGGAAUACCAGAGCGAUAAAAUGCAUAAUGGAAACGAAGAGCAGGAGCAGCAGCAGAAGCAACAAACGCAGCAGCAGUCUCAACCGCAACCGCAGCAUCAACAACAACCACCGAAACGAUCAUCCAGUUCCUCAGUGGAAACUGAAUCAUCGCAUGUUGUACCAACGAAAUCAACAAGUACAGCCCGUCGAACACCCACCAGAGCUUUGGCUAACAUCAUGAGCUAUGAAAUCGAUAAAAUACGUAAUCAAAUAAUAUUGCGUAUGGAAAAAGCACUGAAAAAAGAACCUGGAAGGCCCAGCCAGGAGGCACUACAGGAAGGCCUAAAGGCUGAGCUGAAAAAAUUAGCGCGAGACGCCAACGAAAUGCAAGAGUUUCGGCAAUUCUUAGAAGAACGACUACGACGCAUUGAUUCACGUCCAUAUGAGGCCUACGUUCGAACGUUUCGUGCUGAAUAAUUUUUGGUAUACAAAUUUAGUAUAGUUAGUA